AUGGCACCAGACUGGAGACAGAUAGCUGCUGAGAAACGUGAUUCAGUCCUCGCUCUGAUACCCGAAGAAUGGCGUAUUCCAGCACCACCAUCUGCAGAAGAGCAAAGAGAUGUCACUGGCAAGUUCACCCAGCAGUACCUGGAUCCCAGAGAAAUCGAGAUCACCGAGACAGAAGCUACUGAGAUCGUUAAGAAGACCAGUAGUGGUGAGUGGACUGCAGUUGAGGUCACAAAGGCUUUCUGCCAUCGUAGUGCAAUUGCCCAUCAGCUAGUGAACUGUCUCCACGAAAUCUUCUACGAGGCUGCGAUCGAAUCUGCUCAGAAACUUGACCAUUACUUUGCAAAUCACAAGAAGCCAAUGGGACCUCUGCACGGUUUACCAGUCUCUCUGAAGGACCAGUUCCAUGUCAAGGGGGUCGAGACUCAUAUGGGUUAUGUUGGUUGGAUUGGUACCUUCCAAGGUGAAAAAGGAACAGGUAAGGAGAAGGUAUAUGAGUCCGAAAUGGUCAAGGAGCUACGCAGUCUCGGCGCUGUGCUAUACGUCAAAACAGCGGUGCCGCAUACUUUGAUGUGUGGCGAGACUACCAAUAACAUCAUCGACUAUUGCUGGAACCCUACCAACAGAAACCUCAGUUCUGGCGGUAGCUCUGGUGGUGAGGGUGCCCUGAUCUCGCUGAAGGGUAGCCCUCUGGGCUGGGGCACUGACAUUGGUGGAAGUAUCAGAAUCCCUGCUGCGUUCAAUGGACUCUUUGGCUUGAGACCCAGUGCCGGGAGACUGCCCUAUGAAGGAAUGGCCAACUCAUUCGAUGGAGCUCCGAGUAUUCUGAGCGUUGUUGGACCUCUGUCAUCGUCGUCUGGUGGUGUCAAAUUGGCUGUGCAGUCUAUUCUGCAAACCGAACCGUGGCUACAUGAUCCACGUGUGCAUCCCAUACCUUGGAGGAGCGAACAGGAAGAGGUUGCCAAGAAGCUGGCACAGGAGAAGAAACUCACAUUUGCAGUCUUCAAGCACGAUGGACUCUGUGCUCCACACCCUCCGAUCAAGAGGGCUCUGGAAGAAACCGCCCAGAAACUGCAAGCUCUCGGUCACAAGGUCAUUGAAUGGCAACCUCCAAGCCAUGGAAAGCUAGAAGAUAUUUGCACCAAGUCUUGGAACUACGACGGUGGUGCAGACGCUGCAAGAGCCUUUGCCCUAAGUGGGGAGGAGCCCAAGCCCAACAUCAUGUUUGAAGAGUCUCCUCAAGCCAAUGCUACAGACAUUAUGCGUAACCAAGUCAACAAGAGAGAUGCCGAGAAAGAGUAUAUGGAGUACUGGAACUCGACCAGCGAAUUGACUGGCACGGGUCGUCCAGUAGAUGCUAUUAUCAGCCCGCUCGCGCCAUUUACUGCAGCCCGACCUAACAAAUACACUUCCUACAGCUACUCGGUCUGGGUCAACGUACUCGACUAUAGCUCUGCGAUCGUGCCUGUCACCAAGGUUGACAAGAACGUGGACAAAGCUUACACCGAUUACAAACCAGUUUCAGAGACAGAUGAGAAGACACAAGCAUCUUAUGACCCAGAAAUUUAUGAUGGCGCUCACGUGUCGCUUCAAGUCGUGUGUAGGAGGUUGGAGGAGGAAAAGGUGCUGGCAAUUUCAGAAUAUGUCUACCAGGCCAUUCAUGAUUGA
This is a messenger RNA of Aureobasidium melanogenum CBS 110374, 1665 nucleotides long. RefSeq names its product amidase. NCBI's taxonomy places the organism in Eukaryota, Fungi, Ascomycota, Dothideomycetes, Dothideales, Saccotheciaceae. The record is from RefSeq and is a predicted model, not a curated record. The coding region runs from base 1 to 1665 and encodes 554 amino acids. The transcript is spliced from 3 exons.